Molecule: messenger RNA, 4501 nt
Organism: Anguilla rostrata (American eel)
Lineage: Eukaryota; Metazoa; Chordata; Actinopteri; Anguilliformes; Anguillidae
Gene: niban2b
Product: niban apoptosis regulator 2b
Exons: 14
Coding region: 423-3440 (1005 amino acids)
Source: RefSeq, a predicted model, not a curated record
ACUCCCAAGACCACACCUUCGUUUCGCUUAAGAAAAAAAAUCUGGAGGAGGUCAACACGUUAAACUAGUAAUGAGUAAGGGUGUGUCUUGCGCGAGUGAACAGCAUUCUACAGUCUCCGCAGCACAGCCCAGCUGGAGUUUCUCACUGAUACUGAAGGCUACCGUAUUUCUUGGGAUUUAUGUUGUCGCUCUCAGUUUUCCCUCUCCAAAGUAUAAGAAUCACACGCUUAUUCUGCACACUUUAAGCUGGGACGCUCACAAGAGAACAAGGAGUAACCACCCAAGAACAAUUUUAUUUAUGUUCUGUUUAUUUAGUUUUUACUGGACCCCGCAUUUGCAUUUAUUUUAUCCACGCGUCAAUUGGGAAAAAAGCAAAAGGAUUAUCGGUUUCGGUGCUGGGUUUUGAAGUUUGUCGUGUCGCCAUGGGGGAUGUGAUUUCGACUCACCUGGAUGAAGGCAAGCGGGAGAUGAUUACAGCUCGGACGGGCGAGGUGAUGGGCGACUUCGGCCGUCUGUACGAGCAGCAGUACGCCCUGGCCCUCGUCAACAGCCUGCGCUUCGAGUUCGAGGGGAACGAGGGACCCCAGCCACAGCUGCUGCACCGAAAAGUGCCCCUGAAGGACAAAUCCAUCUUCUCGGGGGCCCUCUUCCAAUACCUGGAGGAGAACAAGAAAUGGCGUAACCGAUUCUUCUUUGUGCCAGACACCUACAAGAUCCAGUACUUCGAAAACAAGAUGGCCUAUGAGAGGGGUCUGCAGCCUAAAGCAACAAUCAACUGCGCCGGGUACAGAGUGCUCACCUCCAUGGACCAGUACGUGGAGCUGCUCAGCAACAGCCUGCCAGGUGUGAAUGCCAAGGCCAGCAGCUCUCCCUUCCUGAAGUGUGCGACGAAGUUCCCCCUGAUCCUCUGGCACCCGUACGCGCGCCACUUCUACUUCUGCGUCACUUCGGAGAAGGAGCAGGAGAAAUGGCACGCCGUCUUCCAGGACUGCGUCAGACACACCAACGACGGCCUGUCUGAGGAGUGCAAGGUGCAGACACCAGCUUUCACAGAUGCGGUGAGGCUCUACCGACAGGGGCACGGGCAGUACGGCACCUGGGACAUGAUGUGUGGCGUGCCCCCACAGAUCCUGGCCAACCUGGUGAUGGAGACCCUGCUCCCCGAGCUGAGGGACCUGAUCGCCCCGCGGCUGAAGGGGAAGAUGCAGGACAGGCAGAGGAACUGGAUGCUGAUCUCGGAUGCGGUGUACGGGCUGGUUCUGGGGCAGACACAGGCUCAGUACGAGGCCAUCGUGCAACGGUGCGAGGCAGGGCGCCCCCCUCUGGAGACCUCCAUACGGACAGACAUGGACCAGAUCAUCACCUCCAAAGAGCACGUCACCAACAAGAUGCGUGCGGUGGUCCUGCCCAAAGCGGAGGAGCUCCUGAAGAGCAGCAUCAGGCCCUACAUCAGCUCCAUCCUGGACGACCUGAUGGAGCCCACCAGCCGUGGCUUCUCCGAGGUCCGCGACGUCUUCUUCCGCGAGCUGGUGGAAAUGAGCAAGAACACCAUCAACGAAGGCAGCAAGGAGAAGCUGGGAGAGCACAUGGAGAAGAUCUCCAUGCUGGCGUUCCACCCGGUGAAGAUGCAGACCUGCUAUGAGAAGGUGGAGCAGCUGCAGCUGGAGGGGCUGCAGCAGCGCUUCGAUGUGUCCAGCCCGUCCGUCUUCGUCCAGAGAGCGCAGAUCCUCAUGAGAGAGCAAAUGGACAACGCGGUGUACACCUUUGAGAAGAUCCUACACCAGAGCCUGGAGGACCAGGGGAGCAAGGAGAUGUGCAAGAUCAUUCAGCACUGCCAGGACAGAGUCAUCAAGAAAUAUGACUACGACAGCAGUACGGUGCGCAAGAAGUUCUUCAGAGAAGCCCUGCUCCAGAUUGUCAUCCCGUACAUGCUGAAACAGCUGACUCCAUCCUGUGCAGGGGACCUGCCUCCCUUCCAGGAGCUGAUCUUCGAGGACUUAUCCCGCUACAUCCUGGUGGAGAACGUGUUUGAGGAGGUGGUACUGCAGUCUGUCAUGAAGGACAUCAUGAUGGCUGUGAAAGAGGCUGCCGUCCAGAGGAGACACAACCUGUACCGGGACAGCAUCGUCCUGACCAACAGCGACCCCAACCUGCACCUGCUGGGGGAGAAAUCCCCCAUCGACUGGGCCGGCGAGUACGGGGGUGAGGGGAAAGAGGCGGAGGAGAAGGAGGGGGGGGAGGGUGGUGAUGUAAACGCGGAAGUGGGCGUGACCCAGAAGAGGCGCAGGGUGAAACAGGUGGUGUCCAUGAUCCAGCUGGACGGGGCGCCCCUGCUGCCCCACGAGUCCUGCCUGGAGGUGCCGGGGGUGGACGGCAUUCCGGAGGAGUCUGAGGUCGACGCGAAGUCCUCCGCACCCGAAACGGGACCCCCCGCCCUCGCUAACGGGACGGCCAUGACGAAGAGCGCUGAAGAUAAGGCUGCCCUUCCAAAUAAUGAGGUCCCCGCUGAGAAUGCCCCACAGGAAGCUGAGCAUUCUGCUGAGAGUGCGAAACAGGAAACCGAAAGCAAGCCCCCUGCAGAGAGUGUGGAACAGGAAACCAAGUCACCUACAGAGAGUUCAGAACAGGAAGUUGAAAGCAAACCCCCUACAGAGAGUGCAGAACAGGAAGCUGAAAGCAAACCCCCUACAGAAGAGAGUGCAGAACAGGAAGUUGAAAGCAAACCCCCUACAGAGAGUGCAAAACAGGAAGUUGAAAGCAAACCCCCCACAGAGAGUGCAGAACAGGAAGUUGAAGGCAAACCCACCACAGAGAGUGCAGAACAGGAAGUUGAAAGCAAACCCCCUACAGAAGAGAGUGCAGAACAGGAAGGUGAAAGCAAACCCCCCACAGAGAGUGCAGAACAGGAAGUUGAAAGCAAACCCCCCACAGAAAGUGCAGAACAGGAAGCGGAAAGCAAGCCCCCCACAGAGAGUGCAGAACAGGAAGCGGAAAGCAAGCCCCCCACAGAGAGUGCAGAACAGGAAGCUAAAAGCAAGCAGCCUACUGAGAAUUCCCCGAAGAACACUGACAGUUCAUCGGCCAUAGAGAGCGCGAUACAGGAGAUAGACAACGCUGUGCAGGGAGAGGAGAGCGGGCAGCCCUCGGAAAGCACAGAGAAGGAUGUGGCCAAAACCGUGGCCCCAAAACAGGAAGAGGAAGUACCGCCAACAGGACCGGCAGAGAGUUCCUCCGAACAGCCCCCGGAGCCAGCCCAGCAGGAUACCAAUUCCGUCCCCCACCAGCACGACGACAGCGGCUUCCAGUCCCCCACAAGCGAGGCUGCAGAAGAGGAAGACAGUCAGCCAAUCACAGGAGAUGCCCUCACUGACUCAGGGAAGGGGGGAGUGGCUGUGGAGCCACCACAGAGUAAUUCGCAGACGCAAGCGGAGGCUUCUUGAAAGGAUGCGUCAGUAUCUAUUGGGGUCUGAGUCAUCCUUUACAAAGCCCUUGAGAGGAUAUAAAAGAAAGUGUUUCUGUUAUUUAAAUGGUGAAAGUUGAAAAGGUUUUUUUUUUUUUUUUGUAUCUGUGAUUUUUAUAUAUAAACAAGAGGUGGAAUUGGCAGGAUACAGGAGUCCCUGUCAGUUUUAAGUCUUACUUUCGGUGUAAUAUCUUUCUUUUUGUAUUCCUAUUUGAAAGCUCAUCAAAUUGCUUACCAAGUUUUGGAGAAUUUUGGAUGGAUUUCUCCCCCCCCCCCCUAGUUUAUUCCGUUUCUUUCACCUCAGGGGAAACAUAAAUGGAAACCUGGGCUGGGAUCGGCCACAGUUGUAAUUAAUUUACAAUAAUUACCAAAUUCACUUCAAUAGAAUAGGUGAAUUUAAAUUCAAUUUAAAUGUCCGACCAGGAUCAACACUAUUUAUGAAUUUGAUCCUCAAUCGUAGAAUUCAAUGAAUUCCUGUGCACCAUUCAUCGUCACUGUGUCCAUAGCCAUUUUCAGUAUGAAUAAGGUAACUCAGUGGCAGAUACUGCUGGACUUCGGUCUGCUUUGGUCAAAACCAAGUUUUGCAAUUCAGUAGGACUUCAUAAAACGUAGGCGAACAGCAGGUUACCACAGUAGAAGUGAAACACUAGACAAAGAUCUUGUUUUCUGUCAGAUGGCCUAUUGGGAGUGAUUUCAACCAUCCUUAUCCUAUUCAGUGGCCAAAGGUGCAUUUAUAAAAUAGGAAGAGCACACACUAAUGACACUUUUCUUGGAUAUGAACUGAAAAGCAGCAAGGUAUAUAUUUAAAAGGUGUGACGUCAUUGUUAGCAUCUGUCUUUAUUUCCAGUCCAAACUAAUGCUUUUGUCAAUGUGGGGUCUUGGGUCUUGAAGACUGCAAAGGAAGCAUGUUUUUCCCAUAAUCCUGUUCAAUCCCACCCUUGACUGAGGGCAUAGUUUUUUCCCCCCCAAGUAAAGUAUUCUGUUUAAAAGCGAGCGUUCUAUGUUCUGCUGAGGGGGUUGCCAGGUUGCUUCUGUAUGCUU